Arabidopsis arenosa is the source of this 2403-nucleotide messenger RNA. The record is from the annotation of a GenBank genome assembly. NCBI's taxonomy places the organism in Eukaryota, Viridiplantae, Streptophyta, Magnoliopsida, Brassicales, Brassicaceae.
AUCUUAGAGAGGAAGAUUCUUGUCUCUUUGAUAAAUUCUCGGAGUAGGAUUCUCUGUCUCUGUCCGUUUUUUUGCGAGUUGAGCUAUGUGGAGUUCGGUUGCCAAUUUGAAGGAGAAUUUGAACAAGAUCGCGCACGAUGUCCACGACGACGACGAAGAUGAUGAAGAUCUCACCAUUUAUGGGUCCACCAAUGGCGGCAGCGAUUUCCUGGACUCUGAUCGGAGGAAUUCUAAUGGAUUUAGGUAUUCGAGGUCUGUAUCGAGGUCUCCAAUGGCCAAUGGUGUCGAAUCGCCUGUUAAUCAUGAGAUUGAGAGAUAUAAAGCAGAGAUCAACAAGCUUCAAGAAUCAGAAGCAGAAAUCAAAGCUCUUUCAGUAAAUUAUGCGGCUCUUUUAAAAGAAAAAGAGGAUCAGAUUUCCAGAUUGAACCAGGAGAAUGGCUCGUUGAAACAGAAUUUGACUUCAACUAAUGCCGCUCUUAAAGAGUCUAGAAUGGAUCUUUCCAGGGCAUCAAACAAUAACGCUAUUAAGGGAAACGGUGAUUAUUCACCCAACAAGUCACAAAAAUCCCCGACUAAUUGGAAAAGCCGAAACCAAAUGUACAAUGGCAUUGCCUCGAAACAAAACGGGACAGAGAAUGAUUCCGAGUCACAUAAAAAAGAAAUGGAGUUUGCAGAUAUGCUUGAAGAGAGAACCAGGUCAAUGGCAUCUGCUCAGGCUAGAGAACUUGAGAAAGAGCGAGAAAAAUCAGCAAAUCUGCAGAUUUCACUACAAGAGGAGCGGAAACAAAAUGAGUCUUUCAAGGAGGAACUCCAGUCUCUGAGGUUAGAUAAGGAAAAAACACUCAUGGAGAGUAACAAAGUACGUCGUGAAUUGGAUGCAAAAUUGGCUGAAAUCAAACAACUGCAGAUGAAGUUGAUUGGUGGGGAGCAGCAUGCUGUUGGAAUUUCCAUAGAAAAUCUGAAAGAGGUUAACAAAGCUCUGGAGAAGGAAAAUAAUGAGCUUAAGUUGAAACGAAGUGAAUUAGAGGCUGCUUUGGAAGCAAGCCAGAGGUCAACAAGUACGAAACUCUUCCCAGAGGGCACAGAGGAUCUUAGUAGACAUCUUAGUAGUUUGGACAAGGAGAAGCCCGGAAGCUUCCCUGGGAAAGAAGAUAUGGAGAAAUCUUUGCAGAGGCUAGAAAAGGAGUUGGAGGAAGCACGAAGAGAAAAGGAUAAGGCACGGCAAGAACUAAAGCGGCUCAAACAACACCUGUUAGAAAAGGAAACUGAGGAGUCUGAGAAAAUGGAUGAAGAUAGUAGAUUGAUUGAAGAACUCCGCCAGACGAAUGAAUAUCAGAAGUCUCAGAUACUAGGUUUAGAAAAAGCUCUUAGGCAGACAAUGGCUAAUCAGGAGGAAAUAAAGUCGAGCAACGACCUUGAAAUCCGGAAGUCCAAGGGUAUAAUUGAAGACUUGAAUCAAAAGCUUGCGAAUUGUUUGAGAACAAUAGAUUCCAAAAAUGUGGAACUUUUAAAUCUUCAAACUGCUCUUGGCCAGUACUACGCUGAAAUUGAAGCUAAGGAACAUUUUGAACGAGAGCUUGCAGUGGCUAAAGAAGAGGCAAUGAAACUCUCAGCUCGUUUGGAAGAUUUUGAUGAACGGUUAGAGUCAUCAAAGAAAGAAAAGGAGGAAAUCACAUCGAAGCUGUUGCACGCAGAAAAUAUUGCAGCAGAAUGGAAAAACAGAGUAAGCAUGGUUGAAGAAGACAAUGCAAAAGUAAGGCGUGUUCUUGAGCAGAGCAUGACUAGGCUGAAUAGAAUGUCAAUGGACUCCGAUUUUCUCGUUGAUAGGCGUAUUGUUAUCAAGUUACUGGUUACGUACUUCCAAAGGAAUCACAGCAGAGAGGUGUUGGAGCUAAUGGUUCGAAUGCUUGGAUUCUCAGAGGAAGACAAACAGCGAAUAGGAUUGGCACAACAAGGAGCUGCAGGUAAAGGUGUUGUUAGAGGUGUAUUGGGCUUCCCGGGUCGCUUAGUCGGUGGCAUCUUAGGCGGUGGUGGUGGUACACCGGAUUCUCAUCCAACUAUGGCGUCAGAUAAUCAGUCUUUUGCAGACAUGUGGGUCGAUUUUCUUCUUAAAGACGCGGAAGAGCGAGAGAGAAGAGAAGCAGAAGAUGCAGCAAACAAAGAGCAAGAGAAGGCUACUGUUUCUUCUACGCAGAGACCAAUGUAUGAACAAUCUGAUUCGGAGUUUUCAACGGUGCCUCUUACAUCAUCGGAUAGUAAUCACAGGCUCUCCAGAUUACUCACUUGACUGGAUUUGGUAUAUACUUUUUAUACACGUUUUGUAGGAAUCUAUAAUCCGAAUCUCUUGCUUCUUGUGUUGUAAUUAUCUCUCUCACAACUAUAUUCCAUUGAUUCUUUUUUAUA